CAUGGCGCUGCCCAAGCACUUGAGAAAUCCGCCGAGGCCGAGCGGGGACGUCUACACACCGUAGGUUUUGCAAGCGGUGGAGGGUGACGGGGCUCCAGCUCCCAGGCCGCGGAGUGGCCCGCGGCGGCACGUCCUCGAAGCUGGAGGAGGUUGCUGGCUGGGUGAAGCUGCUGCCCCCUCUGCGUGGCUGGCCGAGGGUCCUAGAGGCCAAGGCGUCCCUGGUUACCCGGCUUCCACCUCCCCCUUCCUCCCCCGACUCCCGGAGCCUCAGGCCUCCAGGCAUGACCCGACAGUACUCUCCCUCAGUCCCCGAGUCCGGGGCUCCGCUGAGCGGGUCGGUGCUAGCAGAGGCUGCGGUGGUGUUUGCGGUGGUGCUGAGCAUCCACGCGAGCGUGUGGGACAGAUACUCGUGGUGCGCCGUGGCCCUCGCCGUGCAGGCCUUCUACGUGCAGUACAAGUGGGACCGGCUGCUGCAGCAGGGAAAUGCCGUUUUCCAGUUCCGAAUGUCUGCAAACAGUGGCCUUCUGCCCGCCUCCAUGGUCAUGCCUUUGCUCGGGCUGGUCAUGAAGGAGCGCUGCCAGGCUGCGGGGAACCCGUAUUUCGAGCGCUUCGGCGUUGUGGUGGCAGCCACUGGCAUGGCAGUGGCUCUCUUCUCCUCCGUGUUGGCACUGGGCAUCACUCGCCCGUUGCCCACCAACACUUGUGCCAUCUCGGGUUUGGCUGGAGGCAUCAUCAUCUAUAUCAUGAAGCAUUCCCUGAGCGUGGGCGAGGUGAUCGAGGUCCUGGAAGUCCUCCUGAUCUUUGUGUAUCUCAAUAUGAUCCUGCUGUACCUGCUGCCUCGCUGCUUCACCCCUGGGGAGGCACUGCUGGUAUUGGGGGGCAUUAGCUUCGUCCUCAACCAGCUCAUCAAGCGCUCCCUGACGGAAAGCCAAGGGGACCCAGUGGACUUCUUCCUGCUGGUAGUGGUGGUCGGGAUGGUGCUCAUGGGCGUCUUCUUCAGCACGCUUUUCGUCUUCAUGGAUUCAGGCACCUGGGCCUCCUCCAUCUUCUUCCACCUCAUGACCUGUGUGCUGGGCCUUGGUGUGGUCCUACCUUGGCUGCACUGGCUCAUUCGCAGAAACCCCCUGCUCUGGCUUCUCCAGUUCCUCUUCCACACAGAAACUCGCAUCUACCUCCUAGCUUAUUGGUCUUUGCUGGCCAUCUUGGCCUGCCUGGUGGUACUGUACCAGAAUGCCAAGCGGUCAUCUUCUGAGUCCAAGAAGCACCAGGCCCCUACCAUCGCCCGAAAGUAUUUCCACUUCAUUGUGGUAGCCACUUACAUCCCAGGUAUCAUCUUUGACCGGCCACUGCUCUAUGUGGCUGCUACUGUAUGUCUGGCAGUCUUCAUCUUCCUGGAGUAUGUACGCUAUUUCCGCAUUAAGCCCUUGGGUCACACUCUGCGGAGUCUCCUCUCCCUCUUCCUGGAUGAACGAGACAGUGGACCGCUUAUCCUGACACACAUCUACCUGCUUCUGGGCAUGUCCCUUCCCGUUUGGUUGGUCCCAAGACCUUGCACACAGAAAGGUAGCCUGGGGGGAGCAAGAGCCUUAGCCCCCUAUGCAGGGGUCCUGGCAGUGGGUGUGGGCGAUACUGUGGCCUCCAUCUUUGGCAGUACCAUGGGGGAGAUCCGCUGGCCUGGAACCAAGAAGACAUUCGAGGGGACCAUGACAUCUAUAUUUGCACAAAUCAUCUCUGUAGCUUUGAUCUUAAUCUUUGACAGUGGAGUGGACCUAAACUACAAUUAUGCUUGGAUUUUGGGGUCCAUCAGCACUGUGUCCCUUCUGGAAGCAUAUACAACUCAGAUAGACAAUCUCCUUUUGCCUCUCUACCUCCUGGUAUUGCUGAUGGCCUAGUAGCAACAGUGGUGAUGGAGGAAACGGGCACAAAGUGAAUGAAUGGUCCUCACAGCAGCUAGCCACGUGGACAUGAACAGCCAAGGGUGACAAGGAGAUUUAGUUUUUCAAUUGAUUCAGACUUAAAAUAAUAAUAAUAAUAAUAAAAAAGCUCUCCUUCCUGGCUU
Messenger RNA from Jaculus jaculus (lesser Egyptian jerboa), 2059 nucleotides. It is a transcript of the gene Dolk, whose product is annotated as dolichol kinase. Bases 282 to 1892 code for a protein of 536 amino acids. The record is from RefSeq and is a predicted model, not a curated record. Gene Ontology annotation, cellular component: endoplasmic reticulum membrane. NCBI's taxonomy places the organism in Eukaryota, Metazoa, Chordata, Mammalia, Rodentia, Dipodidae. Gene Ontology annotation, biological process: dolichyl monophosphate biosynthetic process. The transcript has a single exon. Gene Ontology annotation, molecular function: dolichol kinase activity.